CAAAGAAUACAAGGAUGAACUUCCUUAAAUAGGGCUCAAAUAUCUGGUUCAUUAGAGAUUAGAAAGUGGCUGGGGCAUUAGUGAGCCCAAAGGGCAUCACCAAGAACUCAAAAUGACCAUGGUGUGUGCGGAAGGCCGUUUUGUGGAUAUCCUCGGGCUUCAUCCUUAUUUGGUGAUAGCCUGAGCGCAAGUCUAACUUGGAAAAGAACUUGGCCUGGUGUAAUUCAUCCAUAAGGUCUUCAACAAGGGGAAUGGGAAACUUGUCUUUGAUGGUUAGGGAGUUAAGUUGGCGAUAAUCUACACAAAAACGCCAAGUGCCAUCUUUUUUCUUUACCAAUAGGACAGGGGAAGCAAAUGGGCUUUGACUUGGUCUAAUGAAGGAUUGGCUCAACAUCUCUUUUACCAUUCUUUCGAUUUCAGUUUUUUGGAUGGGAGGAUAACGGUAGGAUCUGACAUUGAUAGGCUCCACAUUUGGUUUUAGGUUAAUGGCAUGGUCCAAAGUUCGGUUAGGAGGAAGGGUCUUAGGUUCCACAAAGAGGUCCUUAAAGUCUGCUAACAAUUUAUCAAUAAAGGGUAAUGUGCAUACCUGGUCGUCACUCCUACGCUGAUGAUGGACAGUGAGUCGCAACUCCCCUUGCCCCCCUACAUCAGGAAGCUCUUCCACUGCCACAAUGGAGAACAGUUGUGUGAACUGAUUCCAUUUGCUCUUGAGGAUUCUUUGCAGCCUCUUACCCGUGAUCAUCUUGCAGGUCGCAACCUCUUGUCCGCUGUUUGCGAGAAAGAGCUCAGGUUGAACAACUUCUUCGUUAUAUAGUGGAAGACACUCCUGAGAAUGCUGAGAAAAAACACACUUUUAGGUUUCCAUUUAUUGCUUGUGAAAUUUUUACAUGUGAAGUUGAUAUCAUACUCAAAGCAUUGGUAGAGGAUGAGGAGUUGAUGAAUUUUUUGUUCUCCUUCGUAGAACCUGAACAUUCUCAUAGUACUCAACUGGCUGGUUACUUCAGCAAGGUCGUCAUCUGCCUGCUGUUGCGGAAGACCGUUCCUUUUAUGAAUUAUAUUCAAGCUCAUAAGGAUAUUAUCAAGAAGCUGGUUGACCUUAUUGGAAUAACAUCCAUUAUGGAGGUUUUAAUUCGUCUAAUUGGUGCUGAUGAGCAUCUAUAUACCAAUUAUACGGAUUCGAUGCAGUGGUUAGAAGAUGUAGAGGUGCUGGAGAUGAUUGCAGAUAAGUUCAGCUCAUCAGAUUGCCCAGAAGUGCAUGCAAAUGCAGCAGAAACACUUUGUACCAUAACUCGAAGUGCUCCCUCUGGCCUGACUGCUAAAAUCUCCAGCCCAAGUUUUAUUGGAAGACUAUUCCGUCAUGCUCUCGAGGAGUCACGACCUAAAUCUGUUUUGGUCAACUCAUUGUCCAUUUGCAUAUCUUUGUUAGACCCCAAGAGGCCAACCUUGGGGGCAUAUCAUAUGUACAGUCGUCAACCAACUCAUGGAUCUUCAAUAACUACUAAUCCCGAGACAGUAGAUGGCAUGCUGGAGAGCCUAGGUCAUUUGCUUAAGCUUUUGGAUGUUUCAUCUGAGGAAAACGUUUUACUUACUACGUAUGGCAAGUUGCAGCCACCCCUUGGAAAACAUCGUCUGAAGAUCACAGAGUUCAUCUCUGUCUUGGUAACCGUUAGUAGUGAAACUGUUGAGAAAGAAUUGAUCAGCCUUGGCGCAUUAAAACGCAUUCUAAACUUGUUUUUUGAGUACCCUUACAAUAAUUUCCUGCAUCAUCAUGUAGAGCACAUCAUAAUCUCUUGCUUGGAGAGCAAGAAUGCUUCUUUGAUUGAACAUCUUCUUCAUGAGUGUAAUCUUGUCGGUAAAAUUCUUGAAGCAGAAAAUAAUUUCAAAUUGGUUGCUGAUCCCGACAAGCCUACAGUCCCUGCUGAUGGUAAAUCACCACCCAAGAUAGGGAAUAUUGGGCACUUGACUCACAUAUGUAACAAACUUAUUCAAGCUGGGAACAACAGCAGUUACAUUCAAGCAUAUCUACAGGAGAAUCGUGAAUGGGUGGACUGGCACACAAAUGUUCUAGUCAAGCGCAACAGUGUGGAAAAUGUUCACCAGUGGGCCUGCGGGAGGCCAACAGCUCUACAUGAUCGGACUAAGGACAGUGAUGAUGAUGAUUACCAAGAUAGAGAUUAUGAUGUGGCAGCUCUAGCAAAUAACUUAAGCCAGGCCUUUCAAUACGGCAUUUAUAGCAAUGAUGAUAUUACAGAGGCUCAUGGUUCACUUGAGCGAGAUGAUGAGGAUGUCUAUUUUGAUGAUGAAUCUGCUGAGGUUGUCAUAUCUUCUCUUCGUCUGGGAGAUGACCAGGAAAGUGGUUCCCUCUUUACAAAUUCCAACUGGUUCGCCUUUGAGGAUGACAAAGUAGGUAAUGAACGCUCAGCCGACUCCAUUGCUUCUCCAUCAACGAAAGCUGAACGGACCAAAGUUGUUAAUAGCUCUGGUGAUGAUGAGGUGGUGGUCAAUGAAGAAGUGGAGUUAGCUGACACUGCAACAUCUCUAGUGCCUGCACAAAAGCUAAGUUCAGAAGAUCCCAUGCUAAAUAAAUCGUCAGAGGAAUCGAACAGGACUGAAGCCAAAGAAAGUGAUAAGCCACCUGAGUGGGUUGAAUGGAGGGAAACAUUAAAUUCAGCUGAGCCAUCUGCUGCUGAUAGGCCUUCAGUUUUACCAAAUGGUGAGCUCCAAGUGGAAUUAGAUCCUCGGGUUGAUAAUUUGGAUCCACGUGCUGCUGCCAAUCCUUCGCCACCAUCAACUGAUGCAUCCGUAGAUGAGGGUAAAACUAUUGUUGGGGGAUCAGCAAGUCAGGAAAAGGCUCCAAUUCCGCAGUCUUCCCAGCCAUUAGAGUCAGGCAACUAGAAUCAAAGCUGCGACACAAGAGCCCUGGAUGUGGUUAAAAGCCUACUGAAAAAGAAUUCUCUUCUGGAGCUGCAGAGCAGGAAGGAAAGUUGAAGUGGGAAAAAAUUGGAUGUAUAUUUAUCGGUUUGAGGGAGCCUAACUAAUGCAGGUGCCAUGGAUAUGGUUGCGAGACUGUCAUCGCCGGUUGGGUGGUGGAAGAGAGGUAAAUUUAGAGCCUGCUGUACAUUAUGGGGCUUAAUUGCCAAAUAAGGCUGAUCAUUCUUUGCCAAAUGAGUGCUCAGCCUCUCUCUGCACCGAGGAAAAGAAGGGCGUAUUCCGUUUUAACCUCUUCUUUUUUUUUUUUUUUUCUUGAUUCUUUAGGUUGGGAUGUAAUGCAAAACUCCUAUAUUAUUUGUAUGAUUUGGCCUCUGCUGCCAAAGUGAAUCACAAACUGAUGAUGGGUAAAUGCAUGUUUUCUGAUGAA
This is a messenger RNA of Diospyros lotus (date-plum), 3358 nucleotides long. RefSeq lists its product as uncharacterized. Lineage: Eukaryota; Viridiplantae; Streptophyta; Magnoliopsida; Ericales; Ebenaceae. Bases 937 to 2895 code for a protein of 652 amino acids. The record is from RefSeq and is a predicted model, not a curated record. Gene Ontology annotation, molecular function: protein phosphatase regulator activity; protein phosphatase binding. The transcript is spliced from 18 exons.